Sodiomyces alkalinus F11 is the source of this 1605-nucleotide messenger RNA. RefSeq names its product cytochrome P450 61. Gene Ontology annotation, biological process: sterol metabolic process. Bases 1 to 1605 code for a protein of 534 amino acids. Lineage: Eukaryota; Fungi; Ascomycota; Sordariomycetes; Glomerellales; Plectosphaerellaceae. Gene Ontology annotation, molecular function: oxidoreductase activity, acting on paired donors, with incorporation or reduction of molecular oxygen; iron ion binding; monooxygenase activity. The transcript has 5 exons. The record is from RefSeq and is a predicted model, not a curated record.
AUGGACGCCAGCGCCAACGCAACUUUCACGUCCAUCUUGGCGGGCACCAAGCUCGCCAAUGUGAACAUCCCACCCCAUAUUGACUCGGUGAUCGAAGCCGUUACCAAUGCCAGCUCAUGGACCAUCACCUUCACCAUUUUGGCCAUUCUGGUCGCCUAUGAUCAACUUAGCUACAUUUUCAACAAGGGUUCCAUUGAGGGACCUUCUAUGAAGAUCCCCUUCAUGGGUCCCUUCCUGUCCUCUGUGAACCCCAAGUUCCAUGAAUAUCAGGCUAAGUGGGCCAGUGGCCCCCUGAGCUGUGUCUCGGUCUUCCAUAAGUUCGUCGUUAUCGCCUCAACCCGCGACAUUGCCCGAAAAAUCUUCAACUCACCCGCUUACGUCCAACCUUGUGUUGUUGAUGUCGCACCGAAGCUCCUUGGUCACGACAAUUGGGUUUUCCUAGACGGCAAAGCACAUGUCGACUUCCGCAAGGGUCUCAACGGCCUGUUCACCCGUUCGGCGCUGGCCUCCUACCUGCCCUCCCAGGAAGAGGUAUACCGCGACUACUUCGCGCGGUUUCUCAAGGUCACCGAGGACGCUGGCGGCAAGCCCGUCCCGUUCAUGACGCACUUGCGCGAGCUCAUGUGCGCCGUCUCCCUCCGCACUUUUGUUGGCCAUUAUAUCUCGGACGACGCAGUGGAGAAGAUCGCAAACGACUACUACCUCAUCACCGCUGCUCUCGAGCUUGUCAACUUCCCCAUCAUCAUUCCGUUUACCCGGACUUGGUACGGAAAGAAGGCCGCCGACAUGGUCCUGGCCGAGUUCUCCAAGUGCGCGGCCAAGAGCAAGGCCCGUAUGGCCGCCGGCGGUGAUGUGACCUGCAUCAUGGACGGCUGGGUGAAGUCGAUCGUCGAGUCGCAAAGGUGGCGCGAGGCUGAGGCCAAGGGUCAAACGGAGGGCAUGUUGAAGCCCACGCCGUACCUCCGCGACUUCGCCGACAUUGAAAUCGCCAAGACCAUCUUUACGUUCCUGUUUGCUUCCCAGGACGCCACCAGCAGCGCCGCCACGUGGCUCUUCCAGAUCAUGGCUCAGCGUCCCGAUGUUCUCGAUCGCGUCCGGGAGGAGAAUCUGAAGGUUCGGAAUGGCGACAUCAACGCUGAGCUGAACAUGGAUCAACUCGAGUCGCUCAAGUACACCCGUGCUGUUGUCCGCGAGCUGCUCCGUUACCGUCCUCCCGUCCUCAUGGUCCCGUACAGGGCUAAGAAGGCGUUCCCUAUUAGCGAUACUUACACUGUGCCGAAGGGAUCCAUGAUCAUUCCUACGGUCUGGCCGGCGCUACGUGAUCCCGAGGUGUACGAGAACCCCGAUGACUUCGACCCGGAACGAUACUACACCGGUGAUGCCGAGGUGAAGGGCGCCAAGAACUUCCUCGUUUUCGGAACGGGCCCUCAUUACUGCCUGGGCCAGCUGUAUGCUCAGCUUAACCUGGCUCUGAUGAUCGGGAAGGCGUCUCUUCAGCUGAACUGGAAGCAUCAUGCCACACCGAGGUCUGAAGAGAUCAAGGUGUUCGCCACCAUUUUCCCCAUGGACGAUUGCCCUUUGACGAUGGAGAAGCGGAAGUGGUAA